AUGAGGAAGGUACCUUGCCAUGGAUCAGCACCAUUCGUUUACAUGGACACUUGUUUUAAUAAUGGUGAGCUGCCUGGUACCAGUUCAUUGAAGAAGAGGUUAGAUCGAAAAUUGGAGAUGGAGGGUUUGAAGAUCUCAACAAGUUGUGUGAACUUGUUAAACAAUGGGCUUGAUAUUUUUAUGAAGAGAUUAGUAGAACCCUGUCUCGAUUUAGUUGCUUCAAGAUCGAAGCGUACACUUCACAAUCAAGUUUAUCAUCAAGCCAAAUUCAUCAUAAAUGGGAUUAGGCCUAUUUACAUACAGAACCCGAAGAGAUUGUUCUUCGUGUCAAUGUUAGAUCUUCAAGUUGCAAUGGAGUCGAAUCUCAGGAUACUUGGACCAGAUUGGUCACUGCAGCUUGAGGAAGUUUCCCUGCGUGCAACAAAAGUUACAGCAGAAUAG
This is a messenger RNA of Fraxinus pennsylvanica, 441 nucleotides long. The record is from the annotation of a GenBank genome assembly. NCBI's taxonomy places the organism in Eukaryota, Viridiplantae, Streptophyta, Magnoliopsida, Lamiales, Oleaceae.